Molecule: messenger RNA, 912 nt
Organism: Ostertagia ostertagi
Lineage: Eukaryota; Metazoa; Nematoda; Chromadorea; Rhabditida; Trichostrongylidae
Source: the annotation of a GenBank genome assembly
GGCACGAGCUCUAUUUCAACAACACCUUUGACAGGAACAACAGGAUCAUCCCUAUUCUCAACAGCAGCUCCAGCUACGUCGUCGUCGACAACUCAAGCCCCAUUAACCUUCGGCGCAUCCUCGUUUUCAACCCCAUCACAGACUGCUCCCAAGCCAGUCGAAACCAGUACAGCUGCUACUACAGAUGCUGGUAAUGCGGAUACUGCGAGUGGGUCGUCAUUGAAACAUUUAUUGGAAAAGGAGGGAUCUGUUGGCUCAGCCUGCUCACAGCUUCUCGCCGGCAUGACUGCAGAUACGGAAAUUAGCUUUGCCGAUUUGUCUGCGAUCACUCAAAAAAUGACCUUGGAUCUUGCCACUGAUGAGCGAGCUUUCUUGAAUUGUUUGUUAGAGCUGAAUGCGUACGAUCGACAGUUGUGGGACAAUAUGCAAAGGAUCUCUGAUGUUGAUUCAAAAUUGGUAGCAUUGGAAGAAAAGCAAAGCAAAAUGGUAUACAAUAUGGGAUGUAUAACUGAAGAACAAAAAGCGCUUGACUCAGCCGUCACCGAAUUGGAGAAGGCACUAGGUCUUCCCGACUGGACAGAUCAAGAUCACGACCUUCCUGUUAACGCCUUCUCGGCUACUCCAAGCGACACCAAGAGGCAACAACUGAUGCAGAUGUUGAUCAGCGUUGAUUCACAAAUCAAGGAAGCAGACUGUGAUCUCCAAGAGAUUAUUGACCAGGUAGCCGCUCUCCAUAAAUCCAAAACAUCAAUGUCGAAUGCAAACAAAGCGACUGAAGAUCAGGUUGCGCAAAUUCUAAAGAACCAAAUGGAAACGCUACUAUAUAUCGACCGCAAAGCAGGAGAACUUGAAGCAAAAGUCGAAGAAUUCAAAGAUGUGGCGGACGGCCGUAAUUCAACCCUUUACUCGUGA